UAGUGACAUUGAAUGAUGCUCAGAUUGUAUAAAUAACUUGUUUAAAAAUUACGUUCUCCAGUACAAUGACAAACGCUGCGCUUGAAUCCGAGAUAAAAACAUGGCUGACACCGGCCCUAAAAAAAGAAAAUGUGUCCGAUUUCUCCGUGAAAAUUCUGGGAAAUUCGGAAAAAGGUGACGGUUACUUGGGCGACAUAGUUUUCAUCGAAGUGACAACAACUGGAAAACAACUCAAUCUUGUCCUCAAGUGUAGCAAACGCUCAAAAGCUCUGCGGGAGAACUCUGCAGUGAAAAGCUCUUUUUUCAAUGAAAUUUUCGCGUAUGAAAAGCUCCACCCGACUUUCCUCCAAUUCCAGAAAAACCAAAACUGUGAAAAACCCUUCGCUGCGUAUCCGAAAUGUUACGGUACUUUUAUCGGCGAUGAAAUGGAAGUGAUAAUCUUGGAAAAUCUGAAGAAAAGUGGGUUCGAAUUGUGGCCGAAAAAGGAGCCUUUGUCGCGGAAAUUGGUCGAUUUGGUGGUCACUGAGUACGGGAAAUAUCACGCGAUUUCGGUGGCAAUGAAGGAAAAACAGCCGGAAAAAUUCCAAGAGUUGGUUAUGAGUACAAUUGAUCUGUUUAAAGAGCUUUGUGAGAAGGAAUCAAUGGAAGACAUGUUUAUUGCACCAAUUGAAGAUUCAUAUAAAUUACUGAAGGGGGAAAUGGACGAGAGAAUUCUAGUCAAGUGGAGGAAUUUCCAAAAUGAUGUUAGUUGUAUUUUGAAGCAUUUAGACGAAGGUUUUGAGGGUUUAAAAGUGAUUUUGCAUGGUGAUAGUUGGAGCAAUAACUUCAUGUAUUUGUUCGAAGAUGGUGAUCUUAAUCGUCCCCUGAAAGUGGCUUUUCUCGACUGGCAAGUCAUAAGAUACACCACUCCAAUUGUGGACUUAUCCUAUUUUCUCUUUUCCUGCCUUUCGGAAAAAGAUUUUGAAAAUUUGGACGAUAUUUUAAAUAUUUACUUUGACUCUUUUACCAAGCAUUUGAAAAGUAUAGGGAUUAGUAAACCCGAAGUGUUGUAUUCGAAAGAAGAAUUUCUACAAGACUGGAGAAGGUUUUGCAAAUUUGGAAUUAUGAUGAGCACACUUAUUAUGAAAGUUGUUUCAACUGAUAAGGACGAAGUUAUCGACAUCGGCGAAGCCGCCGAAAAAGGCAAAACUUUCACAGAAUCUUUCCUAAACGAGAUUCGAGACAAAGCCAAUUUUAAGAAGCGAGUGAGGCCGAUUAUAGAGCAUGCAGUCAAGAACCAGUUGAUUUAAUUAUUUAUUAAUAAAAAUUAAAAAACAUAAA
This is a messenger RNA of Tribolium castaneum (red flour beetle), 1320 nucleotides long. RefSeq lists its product as uncharacterized. The record is from RefSeq and is a predicted model, not a curated record. NCBI's taxonomy places the organism in Eukaryota, Metazoa, Arthropoda, Insecta, Coleoptera, Tenebrionidae. The transcript is spliced from 2 exons. The coding region runs from base 66 to 1289 and encodes 407 amino acids.